UUAUAACUACAAUAUAAUAAAACUUUACGAAAAGAAACGCUAUUCUUCUCAAGCUCACACAGCUCGAACUUGAUACAUGUCGCGGAAGACGCAUAAUGCCGGUGCUUACAUUGCUGACGUUAGUUUGGUGCGCGCAUUAUAAUAUUUACGAAGCGACUUGAUACGGAUUAUAAAUGAAAAGCUCCAGAGAAAUUUCUGUAAUAAUAUUUAACAAAGCAUAUGUUCGUUAUAUUUUCAGAGACAAUCCCGUUUGAAGAUUUCAAAGACAUAUAAGAAAUGUAAAUAAACAUAUAAUAACACAUAAAUAUAACAACAUAAUAUGUAGAUAUCUCCUUGGCGUUCUCCGAACAGUCACUAAGUGUACGCGUAAACUGUGAGAGCAGAAUUUUGUUCAAGCCGCUAACAGUAUUGGCAUAUAUUCAACAGAAGAAUCUCGUCGUCUCAUCAACAAGGGGCCCAUAACAUCGGCAUGUCUGAUAUACCACUGCUUUUUUCACAACAGUCGUCUCUUUCAUCAUGUAGUAGUUCUCCAACAAUUUACCCUUAUCGUAACUUCUUCAAUCCAAAUAUUUGUCAUUGGUGCAAAGGAUAUCCAGGAGAACAUGGGAAAGAAAACAAUAUAUGUCUCUCGUGCAACAUGAUUCUUUACUGUAGCCGUGAUCAUGAAUUAAAGGGUAAAGGGAAUCAUCAAGAAAUCUGCGGAAUUCUAGAAAUACUUUUACAAAAUCAUCCGGAAUUUUGGAAAACCUACUAUUUCAAUCAAGAGGAAUGGAUCAAAUCGAGGAAAAAUCUCUUAAAUUUAGUCAAAAGUAAUUUGCAACGUGAUAUGAUGCCGUAUGAAAUGCAGAUGAUCAUGUUCGCUAAAUCGUGUUUUGUUUGUCAUGAACAGCGUAACCUGCAAACUUGUUCGAGGUGUUUAUGCCUGAACUAUUGUUCGGAUCAUGACGACUUUUUGACACAUCAUCACAGUACAAAUUGCACCAAAUUGAAGUCGUGUGACGAGAUAAACCGUGACAUUUAUUACAUGACAUUAUCUAACUGUAAAUAUAAAUUCUACGAGCUUAAUGCCUCCCAAAUUGAAAAGUUUAAAGCUGUUAAUAUAGAACAAUUUUUGGAAAGAUUUGCAUAUACUGAAUGUCAGGCUGAAAAACAAUUCACUUCUGAUUACUUGUCAGGUCCGUUGACACUGUAUUAUGGAAUAAUGAAUCAGGAUCUAUAUAUAAAUGAUUUACACUGUGUUGUUCAUAUAAUAGUCGCAAAUGUUUUGGAUGCACAUUAUGUGCUUCUCUGGGAAAUUAUGUUGCAUCUUUGCUCCAAGAGAAUGAAGCAUUUAAGAGUUAUAUUGAUAGGAUCAAAAAUACAAACCGAAGGACGCCGAAAUGUCGAAGUUUGUCGGAAAUGUAAUGAACGUAAAAGUCAGUUCGAGUUUGAAAGUUAUCGCAUGGUUUUUCGCGACUAUGCUAAUAUAAUACUUUCAAGUCAUCCACCAAAUGUAAUUAUAGCGUUUGAAGCAGAUAUUAGUAAGUGGGAUUUACAAACUGACAUAAUGUUAAAGUUAAAAAGACAAUCUUGCCCCUUCAUUGUAACCACCGCCUCGCCCUCCAAAUACGAACGAAACAUACGGGAAUUAAGAAAAGCACUGCGUAUACAACUAGAUCUUACUCCUAACGAAAAUAAAUUUAGUUCUCUUAAGGCAUACAGAAAUUUCGAGGACGAUGACGUGUUAUAUCGCAAUAAGUUCUUAUUUGUCAUUAGGAAUUUAAGUGAUUUAUUAAAGUCAUAUACUGACCCAAAUACUCCAGGUUCCUCACACUGAUAAAACUCCUGCCAGAUUGAAUUUUUAGAGAAGAAUAUCAUUAAUAUAUUAAAUCUAAAAGUUAGAGUUGCGCGAAUUAAGAAUUUUUAUGCCGAAUCGAA
Messenger RNA from Harpegnathos saltator (Jerdon's jumping ant), 1917 nucleotides. RefSeq lists its product as uncharacterized. The coding region runs from base 470 to 1816 and encodes 448 amino acids. Lineage: Eukaryota; Metazoa; Arthropoda; Insecta; Hymenoptera; Formicidae. The transcript is spliced from 2 exons. The record is from RefSeq and is a predicted model, not a curated record.